Molecule: messenger RNA, 526 nt
Organism: Rhodofomes roseus
Lineage: Eukaryota; Fungi; Basidiomycota; Agaricomycetes; Polyporales; Fomitopsidaceae
Product: DUF1748-domain-containing protein
Exons: 5
Coding region: 157-378 (73 amino acids)
Cellular component (GO): cytoplasm
Source: RefSeq, a predicted model, not a curated record
GUGACAUCGCGCGCUGUCGCCACUCCGCUGCUUCAAGUCUGCUUUACUCUCUUGCAUCCAUCGUACGACGCAGGCCUCGUCUCCCUUUUUACUCACGGAUACCUCUCGGUCGUCCGAGUCAAGUCCAGGGCCUGACUUUGCUAGUCCCCCACCGCCAUGUUUGGGACGCUUACACACCUAUGCCUCGACGCCGUGCUCUUGAGCGCGUUUCUCGCGGGUGUCCGCCGGACAACGGGCCUAACUCCCAAGCUCUCUGACGUGCCCAACAAGGACAUACGGCAAAUACUUCGGUCAUAUUUGGAGUUCGGCGAAUAUGUCUUUGACUUCGCUGUGGUGAUAUUCGGAAGGUCGUCGUCGUUCGAGCGGAGACGCGACUGAGAGUGUACUGUCGUUGCCCCAUCUCCAUGACUAUAUGCAUGUUCCCUUGCCUCUACUCGAUAUCUUCGUGGUUUUGCAAUUCUCUGUGUCGCACCGCCUGCUCGGACAGUCUCGGAGGUUUAUCUUAGUAAAAUAGAGCGCCGUGUAA